GCCAGUUAGGCCACCAGUCCACCAUAGACAGUCGCGCGCGUCGCCGGUAUUGAACGCGCGUCCUCGCACCCACCAUUCGUUCUGUUGUCUCAAAAAUCAAUCCUGAAGUGUUCCGUGACUGUAUGAGUGGUUCCCUCAGUCAGUAAACAGUUGCGUAAACUUGUUGCGUAGGAGGUUUUCGCGCCUCAAUGUCCCUGAAUUUUGCUUGUACAAGCAAUGGCGCCAGCGCAGCAAAACGUUGUCGAUGUGUGUGAGGCAGGUGUAGCUCAAAUAAAAAUGAGACUUUUGGAUAAUAGCUUUAAAGAUUCAAGUGGCGUAAAAGUGAUCGAAAAUAAUAAUGUGAUACACAAAGAUGCUAGUGAAAAAAUGAACAGUGAUAAAGACUUCGACAUAAGCGUUUAUGAAUCUAUGGAAUUUAGGCCGCGAAUAAAAUGGCCUGAUUUAUUAGUGCAGCUGUCGUUACAUUUAGUUUCCAUGUAUGGUUUAUUUCUUAUGGUGACGAACAACGUUAGAUUCUACACGACAAUAUUUGUAUUUGCGACGAUAUUCGUGUCUGGUUUGGGCAUAACAGCGGGAGUGCACAGGCUGUGGUCACACCGAGCGUACAAAGCGACGACUCCGCUGAGAGUCAUUCUCGCCCUACUCUUCACUAUCACUGGACAGCGCGAUAUUUACACGUGGGCGCUUGACCAUCGCGUGCAUCAUAAAUAUUCGGAAUCAGUAGCAGACCCGCACGACGUGAGGCGAGGCUUCUGGUUCGCGCAUGUCGGUUGGCUGGUGCUGACCCCGCAUCCCGCUGUCGAGAACAGGAGGGCGGCUCUCCGGCUUACCUCACUGGACCUCCUCGCCGAUCCAGUAGUGAGGAUCCAAAAAAAAUACUUCAUCCCGCUCUUCGCUUUACUGAACAUAGCGUUACCUAUCUGGAUUCCUAUGUAUUACUGGAAUGAAACUCUUAUAAACAGCUUCGUAUUGAGUUUCGUUACCAGAUUUACAAUGACUCUGAAUAUAGCGUACAGCGUCAACAGUUUCGCACAUCUCUGGGGAAAUAAACCUUAUGAUAAAUUUAUCAAGCCGUCGGAAAACCCAUUAGUGAGUUUUGUCGCGCUGGGAGAAGGCUGGCACAACUACCACCACGUGUUCCCCUGGGACUACCGGACCUCCGAACUGGGUCGCUUCAACGUAUCCACAAACUUCAUCGACAUAUUCGCUAAAAUUGGAUGGGCCUAUGACUUAAAAGCUGCCACGCCAUCGAUAAUUGCGAACAGAGCUCUUCGUAGUGGAGAUGGAACUCUAGAAGAAGAACCAUAUGUACAUCCCAUUAAAUCAUAGUGACCAGUGAAACAAUACUACUAACAACAAAAAUUGUUUUUCGAAGUAGAUUAUAAUAAGUUAAGUUUAUAGGUGGGUCACUUUAAUAGGUCACAUUUGACAUACCACCGAAAUCCAACAACGUGUCAUUGU
Messenger RNA from Papilio machaon (common yellow swallowtail), 1461 nucleotides. RefSeq names its product acyl-CoA Delta-9 desaturase. Bases 217 to 1329 code for a protein of 370 amino acids. The record is from RefSeq and is a predicted model, not a curated record. Gene Ontology annotation, biological process: unsaturated fatty acid biosynthetic process. NCBI's taxonomy places the organism in Eukaryota, Metazoa, Arthropoda, Insecta, Lepidoptera, Papilionidae. The transcript has 7 exons. Gene Ontology annotation, molecular function: iron ion binding; stearoyl-CoA 9-desaturase activity. Gene Ontology annotation, cellular component: endoplasmic reticulum membrane.